ACAGACUGCCGGUCGCUGCAUGGCAACAGGCGCGAGGGAUUCCCCCCCGACCGCCGCCUCCCCGUUUUCACGUUUAUACCUGUUUUUGCGUUAAAAACCUGUCUCCGUUUUGACGCGCCCGUACGCGGCGGCAUGUACUGGAAUUUAGAAUAACGCGCGAGGCGGAGCCGAAACUUUAAACGCAGGGAUAUUUGACCAAAAGAAAAGCUCGUGCAGUGACACCGAAGAGCAACCAAGAGGACACCACAUAGAGAUUCUCAUUGAUGAGGUGUGGAGAAACUUUUUCCUAACAUUUGUGACUGAAGAACAUCCCUCUUUCGGACUAUAAGAGACUGUUCCCGGACGUUUCCAAAAGGAUUUACCCCUAUUUUUCUGCUCAUUUUCAGGCAGCCUCCAAAUGACGUCGAGAUGGCAUUAGGUGGGACGCUUCUGCCAUCUAUAUCCACAUUUACCAGCGGCCCCACAGUCAAGAGUAAAUCCAUAGGAAGUGCCAAUUUAGUGAGUAGCCUGUGGUCACUUCUUGUUGCAUGUGCAUGCCAAGUAGCCACUGGCAUCCCUAAAAUAUGCGAAAGGGAAAUAUGUAACCUAUGCAGUUCAUCCACAGUGCUUUCCGAUAUGUGGCUCACAUGUUGUUAUGUGCCUGACACCACACUGUUCUGGGGUGUGCACCAGUUUACAUAAGCAUAGAGGCUGGGAAAGACAGGAUGGGGAAACUGAUGCCUACUAGGAUUAGUUUGUGGUCAUGAUUUGUUGUAAGUUGACUGUAAAUUGUGUGCAAUAUCUUUUGAUGGUAGUCUGAGUCUGAUCUUAGGAGCCAGAGUUACUUACCUGUGCCACCACUAAUGCAAUUUCUCAGUGAGGGGGAGAAUAAUCUGUUUUCUAGGAAGUGCUCUCUAUCAAGGGCACUUGCUACACCAGACAUAGCUGUUAUAAUUAUCACUUUACGUUAGAGAUUCAGUGUCUUUUUUCGAUGUGUGUACCAGAAGUCCCGUACUUUUCUUUCUGCAUGUAAGGCUCCACUACGAACCCGUGUAGCUAACAUAGAGUGGAGUCAUUAAUUCCUUUCUCUGACCCUCGCCCUUUCCUCUAGAGAUGGAAGGAGGAGUUGUCCCAUCUUAAGAGACCCAGUGUGCCAACUGGAAGCAGCUGCCCUGACCCUGACCAUCCCACUGCCACCAGCACCACAAGCCCCAGCAUGUCCAAAAAACACGCAGAGCCUGACCUGGACUUGGACUACGAUUUUAUAUUGUCUAACUCUAUUUUGCAGCAGCAACAACAGCAACAGCAGCAACAACAGCAGCAGCAGCAGCAGCAGGAUGAGGCCAUGGCAUGCAGCUCUGCCCAGGCCUUGUCCCCGUCCUCAGGCUCCUUCUCAUCAUCCUACCCCCUCCCUUCCCCUCAGGGUGCUGCUAGUGAGCUCCUUUACACCAUCCCAGAUAUCAACGAUGUCUCCCCCUCUGGAGGCUUUGUGGCAGAGCUCAUGAGACCAGAAUUAGACCCUGCUUACCUCCAUCCCACCAGCCUCCAUGGCAAAUUUGUGGUCAAGACAACAAUGGACAUGGGAGAGUAUAGCCAAGGUGUGAAUGUAAGCAAAGCCUGUGUUAACUCUCCAUCAGACCCCACUCCUUCCCGCGCCUCGCCGUCCUUUCCGUGCCACCGGAUAAAGCAGGAGAACCCCAGUAACUGCACCAUCUCGCAGCCCAUCGACCUACACCUGGGAGGGGUGAACUCCCAAGGCCGUGGGAGCGCACAGCAGCAGCAGCGCCCAAGCCACUUAGACCUGCAUGGGUUUCAUGGGGGACAGAGAUCCAUGACAGCCGGAAGGUUAUCUUCAUCCUCCUCUCUCUCCCCGGACCAUCCUCUGAGCCGGGAGCACCAGGUCCUCGGGCAUCCCCACGCUCAGAUCACUCUACCUCCCCAAGGAUACCACCAUGGCUCCCCGCAGGGCUACACCUCUUACCCUCAGCCGUCCUCCAUGCAGUACCAAGGUCAGAACUCAUUCCUUUUCGAAGUUUUAGACUACAGAAGGGUUUCAAUCUGUUGGGGCUUUUGAUUGUUGUAAAUAACUAUUACAAUUUUUUAAUGAUUAAAAAAAUGCAUAUAUGUAAAAACAACAAAAAACAUGAAUAGAAAGUCAAAUUCCUUUAAAUUGAUGUGUAUUUAUACAGCGUCAGGGGUUUAAUUAAACCCCAAAACCAGCAGCUCACAUAAAGUUAACCCUCAAUCCCAGUCUCGUAAAAAGGAAACCUGUUUCUAUUUAAGUACAACCUUUGUUAAGUUUAUUCAUACAUAGGUAUAUUUAUAUUUAUACACACACACAUAUUCUAUUCUACAUAGGUUUCUAUUUUUUCUGCUCUGGUCUUGUCUUUCAUUUGUAUCUAAAAUAAAAAAGACUGAUGUUUACUUUCACUCUAAGCUGAAAACAAUAGAAAGCACACUGAUUCAUAUUUAGCAACAUUUUGCCUUUCCCACCAUUGUACCGUCUCUGUGUCUCAGGUAAUAAAGUGUUGUCUUUAGCAAAGCUUCAAAACACAAUAUGAUCUGUUCUCAUGUUAGCAUUGUAUGGUAACUUUUACCUGUAUUACACUCUUAUGUUUAACGUGACUUUUAUGGUAAUAGUCCUGAUGUUUUGUCCCUCAGAGCCCCUCAUGAUUUCUAGUGGAGAGUGCUUACCGGAGGAACCAAAGCCUAAACGAGGUCGGCGCUCCUGGCCGAGGAAGAGAGUUGCCACACACACAUGUGACUAUGUUGGCUGUGGCAAAACAUACACAAAGAGUUCUCAUUUAAAAGCACACCACCGCACGCACACAGGUAUGUAACUAUGUUUCUGCAGUAUUUUUUCAGCCUCUGUUUGCUUCUGUUUUAAGUUUUUUUCAUGGGAGUUACGGCAAAUGUGGGACUUUUAUGAAAAAGCGGUUUCAUAGUGUAGUCAUGGUUUAGAGAUAGUUUUAUAUUGGAUAUCCACAUCUGUAUUUUCCAACAUGUUUGCUUGUAGUGUCACAUACGGGGGUUAGAUGGGUUGGGGGAUGGAGUAGUGGAGUUGCACAGCAGGUGCAGUGAAACAGGUUGAUACUGAUCCCUGCUCAAAUACAAACCCCGGGCCGGUAAGCUUUGCUUUUAUACCCGAGCUGCAGGACAGGAUGGACCUCUUUUCUCCUCAAAGUGUAGGGGAAGGUUGGGCCAGUUUAACCUCAGGGCCAGCACUAACUGCUCCAUGUUUGUGUAUUGUGUUUCCAUCAAAGGGGAGAAGCCUUACCACUGUGACUGGGAGGGCUGUGGUUGGAAGUUUGCACGUUCGGAUGAACUCACACGCCACUACAGGAAACACACGGGCCACCGACCGUUCCAGUGUCAGAAAUGUGACCGGGCCUUCUCAAGGUCGGACCACCUCGCUCUCCAUAUGAAGAGACACUUAUGAGACUUUGCGAUGGCACGAAGGCACCAGGAAAAUAAAAAUUGUAAAGAACUUUGAACAAACUUAGGAGCUACGCUUUUUAAAACCAUAAUUUGCCUUCAAGCCGUUGUCAAGCAACAAGACAAGCUGUGGUGUUCGCAGCAAAAAAAAAAAAAAAGAGCCCAGAAUUUCUCUCGAGACUGAUCCCCGUCUUCGCACAUUGUGUAGGUGACUCGACGAGACCUCUCAGUCAGGGUUGUAAACUUUUAUGAAAGGGACCAAACUGGAAUUUGUCUUAUUUAACUGACAAAACUUGGAGGACCAGGUGCCAACAGCUUUAAACUGGAAAUGUAUUUUUGUCAGGGAAACCAGGAGCAACAGACAAACAUCUCCAGAGGCCUUCUGCCAGGGACAUGCUAAUAAAGGCACUGUUAACAACCACACACUGUUCAAAAUACUGUAUUAAUAAAUACAUCUAUAUUUAUACACACAUUUCACCUGCAAUGCCAUUAAUUUCAGGUACAAUGUUAAUUUAUAAAGAAUGGUGCUCAGUGACUCUGAUGAAGGUUUAUAAGAAAGGUACCAAAGAUAGAGGAACAUCUUCAAAAAGGGUAAAAAACAAAGAAAGAAAAAGUGCCAUAUGGUUGUUUGUGUGUUUCCUAGAAACCUCUCUUCCACAAUCUGACAUAAAUCAGGUGAACACUUCACUUAAAAAAAGUGAUGGCAAUCUUCAAUGCACUGCGGUUGCAAAGUGCAAUAAUUUAUAUGAGACAUUCAUAUUUUUGUAUGGAAUGAGUGAACUCUGAACAAAGAUGUUUUGUUUAUAGCCAAAAUAUGUAAUAUAAUCUUGAAUUUUGUACAUUUGUAAAUAAAAAUUUCUUUGUUAUUGUUUUGUAUUUUACAGUAUAAUAAAAUAAAUUGUAUUUGAAAUAAGAAAA
Xyrichtys novacula (pearly razorfish) is the source of this 4332-nucleotide messenger RNA. The record is from the annotation of a GenBank genome assembly. NCBI's taxonomy places the organism in Eukaryota, Metazoa, Chordata, Actinopteri, Labriformes, Labridae.